AUGGAGGUGAGGAAAGAUUUGAAUGUAUCUUGUCUACACGAUGAUGACUCAUGGCAGCUAUUCCAGGAUAAGGUCGGCCACAAAACUCUUUUUUAUAGUCCUCGCAUUGAAGCUCUUGCAAGAGAACUUGUGAAAGAAAUGAAAGGCUUGCCAUUAGCUUUGAUAACUGUUGGAAAGACAAUGUAUGGUAAAACUGAUAUGGCUGAGUGGGAAUAUGCUAUCCAACAUAUGAGACGGUCAUGUUGUGAUAACAAUGACCCCCUGGAUAUGGAAAGAAUUGUUUUUAGCCAGAUCAAGUUUAGUUUUGAUAGUUUGCGAAACAAUACUUUGAGGAAAUGUUUCUUGAGUUGUGCAUUGUGGCCAGAGGAUCAACAUAUUGACAAAGUCGAGCUCGCUCGAUGCUGGAUUGGCUUGGGUCUAGUGCAUGAGUCAGAUAUACAAAGUUCCUACACAAAAUCAUAUAGUCUGAUGGGUGACCUUACAGCUGCAUGUUUGUUAGAUGGUUGUGGAGAAAUGUAUGAUUCUUUUAAAAUGCAUGAUGUGGUCCGUGACAUGGCUUUAUGGAUCUCUUGUGGCUGCAAUGAGAAAAAUGGCAAGUGGUUUGUCCGUGCGGGUAUUGGCCAGCAUGAAACAUUUAGCAUCCCUUGGAGCCAAGUUGAAUCUGUCUCCUUGAUGUGGAACUAUGCAUUAAAACUUCCUCCAGUUGGCUCUAAUCCAUGCCACACAAGGAUGUUAUGCCUUGGAAAUAACAAGUUGCAUGAAAGCAUAUUAGUUGAAGAAAUCAAUAAAUUUACUUCACUGACAUAUCUGGAUUUGCGCUUCAACAAUCUCAAAGGAAUACCUGAAGAGUUAUGUUCCCUAACAAACUUGGAACACCUUGACUUGUCGCAUAAUAUUGAUAUAAAUGAAGUGCCUUACUGCUUUGGAAACCUAAUUAAGCUCAAGUUCUUGUACCUAGAAUGGACUAGCAUACAAAGGAUACCGGAGGGGGUCAUAUCUAGGCUUCAAUCAUUACAAGUAAUAGACUUCAACACUUUUUAUCCACGUCGAGUUUCGAAGGACCUUCUGUCUAGAAUGCUUCUAGAGUUGGGAACCCUACCCCACUUGAAAGCAGUUGGUAUCAUUGCCAUGUGUUUUUCUCAGUAUAAAUUAUUACGAGAGAGUGAAAACCUCCCCAUCAGGUCUUUAACUCUGCGGAGACUCGAGACACGUGCACUCUACUUCUCUGAUAUUCUAUCACAUGACUUUGCACCAAGGACCUUGUAUGAACUGCUAAUUGACAUGUGUGUCAUGGAGGAAAUAAUGCUUGGACACGAGUUGGCACGACCAAACUGCUGUUUUGGUACUCUCAAUCAGCUCAGUUUUUUAGAUUUGUCAAACUUGAGAGGGAUAACUUGGAUGGAAACAUCUCCGGCAUCUUUAUUUCCAAGGCUCACUUGUUUGGAGGUGUAUUCCUGCGGAAAGCUACAUCAACUCUCCUGGGCGAUGCAUCUGCCAUGCCUCGAACAAGUGGUAAUAUAUGAUUGUUCUUCGAUGCGGCAAGCGUUUAUGAGGCGCCAUGGUGAUAACCAGUGCAGCGUACAAGACAGUUCGAAGACAUUUCCAUGCCUCAAGUAUCUAAAAUUUCUGAGGUGUGAAUCACUGGUCGGUAUUGGGGAUCCUGACGUGACAUUUCCAUCCCUAGAGCGACUGGUGCUUCAUCAUUGUCCGGAAUUGAAUAGGCUUCCUUUCAAGACGGACAACUUACCACGAAAACUGCAGGAACUACAGAUUGAUGUUGGAUCCUGGGAGAGAUUGGAAUUGGAAGAAGGUGUCAAACCUUUCCUGCAACCCAGGCUUAAAUUAGAAAAAUAG
Messenger RNA from Triticum turgidum subsp. durum (durum wheat), 1854 nucleotides. The record is from the annotation of a GenBank genome assembly. Lineage: Eukaryota; Viridiplantae; Streptophyta; Magnoliopsida; Poales; Poaceae.